This is a messenger RNA of Diceros bicornis minor, 1005 nucleotides long. Its product is annotated as gametogenetin-binding protein 1-like. The record is from RefSeq and is a predicted model, not a curated record. The transcript has 6 exons. Lineage: Eukaryota; Metazoa; Chordata; Mammalia; Perissodactyla; Rhinocerotidae. Bases 1 to 1005 code for a protein of 334 amino acids.
AUGGAGGCCCCAGCCACAACCCCUCGAUCCCGGAUUUUGGGCCGCUCCUCCGUGUUGCGCUUCUUCCGUAGCCUGAGGGGGAGCAAGAGCAGCCCGAAAAGCUCUGACAAGGCACUGUCAAGGGGUCGGGCGUGCCCCUCACAAGAGCACGACGCCAUCCCCCUGAUGACGGACCACCACCGAGGAGUGGGGAGGAAGGAGCCCAGGCCACCCGCCACAGUGCCCUGCAUCCUCUCUGUGGCCAUGCCACGGCACGGUCCCUCGGGGCUGGGGGACACGGGGACCCAGACCCCCACCCCCAGGGAGGUCCUGAAGGUCAUGGCCCAGGGUGUGGAGGUGAAGUCAGUCCUGCCCAGAGGAAGCCAGGAGGUGCUGGACGACCUGUCUGAGAAGGAGGGGAGGGAAGAGGAGGAGGAGGAGGCAGCAGGGGAGGCCUCCCGGGACACAGGGACCUCAGACAGGAGCCACUUUGCCAGAGCCCUGGAGGUGGAGCAAGGAUGCCUGCAGAGGGCCGUGGGGCCACUGGAGGUCAGCCCCGAGGCCUUCCCCAGGGAGGAGAAGGAGCGUCUGCUUGAUGGAGACCUCAGGCUGGCCUCUUUGAAGGUGGGGGCGACCCCCUGGAACCGCCUCCUCACCUUGUACAAGCAGCUUCAGAAGUCGGCAAAGUUUCCUCUCAAGGAAGGCUUCCCAUCUGAGGAGAAAGGGGAGGAAGAGGAAAUAGAGGAAGAGGACAGGUCAUUCAAGCUCUGUGUCCCAGGCACUGUCAGCCUCCAGUCACCGCUGCAUAAGACCUUUAUGUCAACAGACACCGUGGGGUUCGUGGAGUCAGAGUUAAAGAAGCUUCUGGUAGUGCAGCGAGAGUCCCGCCUUUGGAAGAUGGGCAGCCACGAGGGCCGGGAGCUGCUGACCCAGCCGGAGAUCACCCUGGAGGAGGCGGGCGUUGUGGACGGCCAGCACCUGCUCCUGGAGGAGAUGGACGAGAUGGGAAACUGGCCUCCGGAGUGA